Molecule: messenger RNA, 3186 nt
Organism: Glossina fuscipes
Lineage: Eukaryota; Metazoa; Arthropoda; Insecta; Diptera; Glossinidae
Gene: Saf-B
Product: SAFB-like transcription modulator
Exons: 9
Coding region: 163-2958 (931 amino acids)
Biological process (GO): regulation of transcription by RNA polymerase II; regulation of mRNA processing
Cellular component (GO): nucleus
Molecular function (GO): RNA binding; sequence-specific DNA binding
Source: RefSeq, a predicted model, not a curated record
UCUUGACGACGCCAUUUUCUUUUUAUUAAAGAACAUUUUUUUCAAUGCGAAUCGUUCUACUUGCAGAGAAAAUUCUUAAGAAAUUUUGCUAAAUCGAAAAGGUUUAUCGCGAUUCGCUUAAAAACCAAUAAAGAAAAAAUAAUUAUCGCGUUUUUUGACGAAAUGUCUGAACAAGGCAAGAAGUUACUUGAAUUACGUGUAUCUGACCUUAAAGAAGAAUUAGAACGGCGACGGUUGGACACUAUUGGACCGAAAGCAGCUCUUAUAGAGCGUUUAGAAAAGUCGCUUAAAGAGCAAAGUAUUGAUCCAACAAAGCACGUUUUUAUAAUGGGUGGUAGCAAAGCCAACGAACAAAAGGGCAAAAAAUCUGCGGCAAUUAAAUUGCCAAUGCCCGUAAUGGUGAAAGAAGAACCAAAGGAUGAUGACGAUAUGCCUAGCCAAGGAGACAGAGAGGACUUGAACGAAAAAUUUCAAAGCGAACAAGAUCAAGAGGAAGAAAAUGAUAUGAACGGUUACGAUGAAGAAGUUGAUCAAAUUGGUGAUGUAGAUGAAGAAUGCGUUUACGUAAACGAUGAUGAAAUGAACGAAGGAGAUGACAAUGAUCACGAUAAUAAUGAACAAAAUCAUGAUAGGCAAGAGGCUAAUGAGCAGGAAUUGACGAAUGACAGUUGCUUAGAUGAGGGAAAUCGGGAAGACGAAACAAACGGUGACACUGCCAUCAAUGAUAACGAGGAAGGUAUUAAUUUGACUAUUGGAGAGGAUGAACAACAAUUAUUACAUGAUGAGGCUCCAGACUACAGGGAAAAGACAACAUCAAUUUCUACUCAGAAAGAGAAGGGUUCUUCGAAAGAAGGUAAAUCAGAAAAAAGUAAGGACGGCAAGAAAUCCAGUCACAAAGAUGAAAAAGAUAAGAAAAAAGAUGACAAAUCUUGCGACAAAAAAGAUGAAAGUGAGCUAAAAUCGUCUUCAAAAUCUGGCCAUAAAGAUGAUAAAGAAAAAUCAACAACAAAUACGUCAACGAACAACAACUCAUCUGCAACGGCUGCCACCAAUUCAUCGUCAUUGAAAAGUGGUGGCGGUUCAAGUGGCAGCAGCAAAUUGUCCUCCACCAGUGCUUCUCGUAAUUUAUGGGUGUCGGGCUUAUCCUCAUUGACUAGAGCCAGCGAUUUGAAAACAAUUUUUUCAAAAUAUGGCAAAGUAAUUGGUGCGAAAGUGGUGACCAACACUCGUACGCCUGGUACACGCUGUUAUGGUUAUGUUACGAUGUCUUCAUCCAAUGAUGCAAGUCGUUGUAUCGAUCAUUUGCAUCAUACUGAAUUACAUGGUCGUAUUAUAUCGGUGGAACGUACUAAAAAUGAAAUUGGUGGCAGCUCUUCGAGUUCAUCAAAAAAUGCCGGCAAAUUAUCCGGUUCAUCGAGAGCAGAAUCUAAAAAGAAGGAUGACGAUAAGAAAUCCAAAGAUGGUGGCAGCAAAUCGUCACAUAAUGAUGAAAAACGUAAAAGUGAGGCAACCAAAAAAGACAGGUCUUCAUCGGCCAAUAAAAGCAAAGAUGAUAAGGAACACAAGUCCUCACAUUCCAAAGAAGCUGCUAAGGACAAGUCCAAGGAUGAUACAACAAAAGACAGCAAGCGUAGUGAAAAGGCCCGUUCCGAGGUUUCAGCUAAGGCUAAGGCUCAGACUACGAAUGAACAAAAUAAAGGUAAUCGUGGUGAACAAACUGACCGCGAACGAGAGCGUUUGCGCGAACGGGAACGUGUGCGCCAGCGAGAGAUACUCUCUUAUCAGAAAAUACGCCAAGAACGUGAACGUCAACGUCUUCGCGAACGAGAACGUGAAAUUCGUGAAGAAGAACGCCGGCGUCGUGAAAUACGUGAACGUCAACGUCAAGAAGAAGCUCGUUUGGUCGAGGAGCGUCGCAAGUUGGCUUUAGAGCGUGAACGCUUGGAGCGGGAGAAGGGAGAACUGCUGCGUUUAGAACGUGAGCGCCAAAGAUUGGAGCGCGAGAAACUCGAAUUGGAACGUCUUGAAUUGAAACGUCAGCAAAUGAAGAUUAUGCGUGAAGACCCUAUUAAACGCAUCAGCAAACGCUCAGGCGAUGAACGUUAUACAGAUGUUUCAGAUCGCAAGCGAACAUCGGGUUCAGCCACUCGUUUUGAGGCUCCUCCACCUCCUCGAUUUGAUGCUUCUUUAGCUUCGUCAAGAAGUUCUCAUAGCUAUGAUAAGAAACGUGAUGAAUACUCAAGUUCUUCAUCCAGCAAACGCUUAGAUGAUUAUUCGUCUUCAAAGCGUUUGGAUUUCGGUGGCAGUUCUGGUACCAAGCGUGCAGCCAUUGAUGAUUUUGCAAGCGUAGCCAGCAAGCGUAGCAGCGAUGAUUAUUCGAAGCGCAGUAAUGAUUACAUCGCUCCAUCAUCGUCAAAACGAGGCGGCAUUGAUGAUUAUGGAUCGAACACGAAAUCCACUCGGGAUGAUUAUAAGCGUGACGUAGAAAUACGUCAUAUGCCUUCUUCUAGCAGCAGUUCAUUACACAAAAGCAGUGGAAGUGGUAGUAGUCGAUAUGAGAGCGAGCGAUCUUCAUACAGACGUAUAGACGACAUAAGCAGCAGCAAACGAUAUGACAGCUCAAGCGGUUACGGAGGAAGUACAGGUGGUAGCGUUUGGCCCCCAUCGUCAUCUUCGCAUAUGGGGCAUUCAAGUGGUGGCGGAGGUAGUUCUUCGUUGAAAUCCUAUCCCAGCAACAGCUUGUCCUCUACCAUUCAUAGUGCUGGCUCGGGCUGGACUAAAUCUGGCCCGGUUGAAGAGUCAAAUUGGCGUCCGAUGCCUUCGUCUCAGGACCGCUAUGAUCGCACGUACAAUGAACGUUCUAGUGGUUAUCCAAACGCUGGUAGCGGUGGUAGUUUGUAUAGUGGCAACCGCACUGGGCCAGAUCGUUAUGGUGGAGGAGUGUCUUCACGUUAUUAAGUGAAGAAUAUUUAUAGCUCCUGUUAAUAUUUAAUACAUAUUUCCAUACGUAUAUUUAAAUGGAUUACCAGCCCUCCGGAAGAUUUCUUUCCAACAAUAUAUCUCUACAUUCUUUUCCUUCGUGCUUUCUAAUGUACAAUUGCAGUUGUAGUUCGUUUAGUUUAUAUAUUGACAACUUUGUUGUAAUGUAAUCGUACAUUAUAAAUAAAUUUCAUUAAUUAAAAAAAA